AUGUCGACCGAUUCAGCCCAGACCGUGAUCACUGUGGUGUUUUCUGUGCUGAUAAUAACAGAUAUCGUGGGGAACACUCGGGUUUGUGUCGUUAUAAUUAAAAACCAAGGCAUGAGGACACCAAUAAACUUUUUGCUGGUCAAUUUGGCUUUUGCUGAUAUCAUGGUAGCGCUGUUUAUAGCGCCACAGUUCGUUCUGAUCCACACUUUCCAGCAUCCUGACGGAGUUAUAGGAACAUUCCAGUGUAAAUUCUUGACCAGGAGAAACUUGAUGUGGACAGGAGCAGCUGCAUCUGUGUUUAGUCUGGUCGCUAUCGCAUUUGAGCGUUACUUCGCCCUAAUGCACCCUUGCGAUAACACAGGGAAACCGACACAAGGAAAACUUAAGGUGAAUAUGCUGUUUUAUUUUUGA
Pocillopora damicornis (cauliflower coral) is the source of this 411-nucleotide messenger RNA. RefSeq names its product pyroglutamylated RF-amide peptide receptor-like. Lineage: Eukaryota; Metazoa; Cnidaria; Anthozoa; Scleractinia; Pocilloporidae. The record is from RefSeq and is a predicted model, not a curated record.